AUGUCUCUACCUAAUCCAGCAUCACUGCAUGCUCUCUUAACGCAUCCUCAACUCGCAAGUUUGCUCUCGAAUCACCCGAAUGAUUUGAAGUUAUCGAGUUCAUCAUCUGCUCGCAUACCGCAUGACUGGGAGGAGUGGUGGGAAUGGGCAGGAAGCUACCCUGGGACGAGCGCAGAACCUGCUUGGAAGGCCGUCCUGCGAGCGUACACCUCUGCCAUCGCAAAAAAUGGCGCUUCGACUGCAUCUAUACCGGAACCUCUGCAAGAACUCAUGAGCAGAGUCAAAGAGAGCGAAGUCGACCGAACGCCAUGCAGCAUCUCUGUGCCCGUCACUCCACUCCGCGGCAUGUCACCAAAAAAGGCUCACGAAGUCAUACGUAUGACGGCCUAUGUGAAGGAGCUACUCAAAACACCCGAGCUCUCUGGUGUGAGACACGUCGUAGAUGUCGGUGCAGGACAGGAUGCCGCCGCACCGUCGAAGAAGAACCGGCGUCGGGCGCCCUCUCCAACACCGCAAAACGCCCGAGGCACUCUCACCCACAAGACGGUGCAUAUCACACCAGGUGCACUGGAUUCGACCGUGUCAAAAUGGACUACCGAGCUUGGUCCUGCGGAUGGCCCUAUUCCCGUCUUCUUUGUUGCUUUGCAUGCUUGCGGCUCCCUUACGCCCGACAUCUUUCGCAUGUUUAUCUCUCGUGCCAGACGGAUACGCGAUGCCUCGUCGUGGACACCGGCAGGCGCAUGCAUAGUCGGAUGCUGUUACAAUCUCAUGUCGUCAGCGCACGACUUUCCGCUAUCCACCGCUUACGCGGAUCUGCCCAAUCUUUCAGAAGCUCACUUGCAGCUGGCGGCGCAGAUGCCUGCCCGAUGGCUUGAUAGUCCUACUUCUCGCGCAACUGCGGAGCUCGCAAUACGCAAGAUCGUUUACCGUGCUUUACUCGACGCGCACCUUCCUCAAACCGUCAAAACCUCCCCACUCUCCAUAAGCACUACCUCAGAGAACGGCACAACCAGAGUCUACCGCCCACGUGGAGCACCUGCAUCAGGAUCUACCGCCACCACUGGUUCCGGUACAGGCGCCCUUCACCGUCGUCUGGGCAAACUUCCCGACGGCGCAUACGCCUCCUUUGCGCACUUUCUAGCAGUCGCCUCAGAGCGUCUGGGCGUGCUGAUUGAGGCGCCACCGGAGGAGGACGAGUGGUUCAAACGGGCACAGAGUCAGGUUGAGGUGUUGCACGUAUUGCGUUGCAUCAUGGGCCCGAGCAUCGAAAGUGCAAUUGUUGCAGAUAGAGUAGUCUGGCUUCGCGAGGCUCUUCGUGGGUCUUGCGUGGACGAGGUCAAGCAGUGGGAAGUCGAGCUUGUUGGUCUUUUUGAUCAAGCGGCUGGUAGCGCUCGCAACUUUGCGAUAGCCAUUCGCUAA
Molecule: messenger RNA, 1419 nt
Organism: Peniophora sp. CBMAI 1063
Lineage: Eukaryota; Fungi; Basidiomycota; Agaricomycetes; Russulales; Peniophoraceae
Source: the annotation of a GenBank genome assembly